This is a messenger RNA of Brassica oleracea var. oleracea, 318 nucleotides long. RefSeq names its product glucan endo-1,3-beta-glucosidase 12. NCBI's taxonomy places the organism in Eukaryota, Viridiplantae, Streptophyta, Magnoliopsida, Brassicales, Brassicaceae. The record is from RefSeq and is a predicted model, not a curated record.
AUGGAAGCGUCAGGUGGGCCAUGGUGUGUAGUCAAUCCGCAGAUACCAGACCAUGUGGUACAAGCAGCCGUAGAUUGGACUUGUCAACAGAACGUAGUCUGUAGCAAGAUUCAGCCUGGCCAACCUUGCUUCGACCCGCCCAACACUAUCGAUGACCAUGCCUCUGUUGUUUUCAAUACUUACUACCAGCAUUAUAAGCACAACGGCGGUUCUUGUUAUUUCCAUAGGGCUGCAGUGAUCAUCCACACCGACCCUAGUCAUGGUUCUUGCCACUUUAAGUAUGCCCCAGAUUCUAAGGAAAGAGCAAAGAUGACAUGA